GCCAACACCUGAACUUCAAGAGUCAAGAGUCAAGAUCCAAGAUCCAUCCACCAUUUCAAGAGACAGUGACAGUGGCAGUACGCGCAGUACUUGUAACAUGGAUUUAUAACACUUAGUCAGACAAAUAAUAAAGCAGAGCCACUACGACCCUGAUUCAAACUGAUUACACACUAUUGUAUUGGUUUGUUCCCGAUCCUCCAAGGUUUCUUAAGUCUAAAAGUUUAUUGCAACCUACACUUUUAAACACUUUCUGGCCAACCUCAUUCUUCUCACUUGUUCACGCCAUCUCUCCUUUGAUUUACAACACCUAUUCCUUCUUUCACCAAACAACGUGAGAAAGUCUCAGCGAAUCCCUCAACAUUUCUUACUUUGAUCAUCAGGUCACAUACACUAACAACCACACGCCACUCCUGACUCGUUGCUUGCUUUUGAGGGUCAUCCACACCGAGAUCACUUUUCUUCGGUAGCCUUGUGUGCCUAGGACCUCGUCGGCUUUGACGAGCCAAGGACCCAUUCACAGUCACCAUUUCUUCCCAAUCUAAAAAGAGAAAGGCGGCUGAGGCGAUAUCAUACGACGACAAGGACGAGACUCGAACCAACAAACGGAUCGCCUCAGCAGCAGCAACUUUAGAAUCUUCUGCGAAACCUGUAACACUCCCCUCGCCACAAACCAACAGCAACAGUGUCGGUAUGGAUUCCGAGGACGAUUUCAUGUCUGGAGCAUCAAGUGAAGAUGACGUUCUUAUGGAUGAGAGUGAGAAUGAGGAUGAGUCUGAAGAUGGUAAUGAGUUCGGUUUCGAAGAGUCAGCACCAGACAUCAGCUUCAAAGAUGAUAAUUCGCAGAAGAAGAAGGCGACGUUCGACAUUAACUACAAGGUUCAUCAUCCCGAGGAUGUCCAAGGUCAGCAGGACGAACUUAUUAACGAAGUCAACAUGAUACUCGACAUUCGAAAGGAAGACGCAGCUAUUCUCUUGAGGCAUUUCAGAUGGAACAAGGAACGUUUGAUUGAAGAUUACAUGGAUCGCCCGAAAAAAGUUCUUGAUGAUGCUGGCUUGGCGUCGAGUAAAUCUGGGCCACCCAAACUUGAGGUUAUACCGGAUUUUGUGUGCGAUAUCUGCUGUGAGGACGAACCCGGCUUACAAUCAUUUGCCAUGAAAUGUGGGCACAGAUACUGCGUCAACUGCUACAAUCAAUACUUGAUUCAAAAGAUCAAGGAGGAGGGAGAGGCAGCUCGUAUUCAGUGUCCACAUGAUGGAUGCCGAAGAAUUAUGGAUAGCCACUCUCUGGAUCUCCUUGUCGCUGCAGAUUUGAAAUCACGAUAUCACGAACUCCUUACUAGAACAUACGUUGAGGAUAAAGAAUUCUUGAAAUGGUGUCCCGCUCCAGAUUGUCAAAAUGCUAUCGAAUGUGGCAUCAAGAAGAAGGAUCUCGAUAAGGUUGUCCCAACAGUCGUAUGUGAUUGCAAGCAUCGUUUCUGUUUUGGUUGCAUCUUAGCAGACCAUCAGCCUGCACCUUGUACACUGGUCAAGAAAUGGUUGAAGAAGUGUGCGGAUGAUUCAGAAACUGCCAACUGGAUUUCUGCCAACACAAAAGAAUGUCCAGAAUGUAAUUCUACUAUCGAGAAAAACGGAGGUUGCAAUCAUAUGACAUGUCGGAAGUGCAAACACGAGUUUUGUUGGAUGUGCAUGGGACUAUGGUCGGAGCAUGGUACAAGCUGGUACAAUUGCAAUAGAUUCGAAGAGAAGAGUGGCUCCGAAGCUAGAGAUGCUCAGGCCAACUCUCGAAAGUCCUUAGAACGUUAUUUGCAUUACUACAAUCGAUAUGCAAAUCAUGAACAGUCGGCAAAGUUGGACAAGGAUAUUUACCAUAAGACAGAGAAGAAGAUGAUCCAGCUUCAAUCUGCCUCGGGAUUAUCUUGGAUCGAAGUUCAAUACCUCAACUCGGCUAGUCAAGCUUUACAAACUUGCCGUCAAACUCUUAAAUGGACCUACGCAUUUGCCUUCUAUCUUCAGCGCAAUAAUCUUACCGAGCUAUUCGAAAAUAACCAAAGAGAUCUCGAGAUGGCUGUCGAAAAUUUGUCAGAAAUGUUUGAGAAACCUGUUCAGGAACUUGCAGUUCAAAAGUUGAAGGUUGAAAUCAUGGACAAGACAUCCUAUUGCAACAAACGUCGGGUCAUUCUGCUUGCAGAUACGGCCGAGAACCUUGCCAAUGGCUCAUGGUCUUGGAGCACAAACUUCUAGAUCGCACAUUGUUUAGUCUUUAGUAGCUUCUUCGCUAACCAUGACUUGGUCUUGGUAGAUGGCAAAGAAUUUUUAAAGACCAAGGAGUGAGAGCAACAACCAUUUUCAAGUAUGCCAGAAGAUUAUGUUAUACCGACCAUCUUCGAUGGUCUUCAAGGUUCCCUUCUACUAGUCCCUAGACCUUAAAUGUCUUUUGUACAGUGAUCAAAGUUUCUCUCUGCAUCAUUGGGCGUUUGUGCUGGCUUAUCUUAGUCCUCUUGACACUGGAUGUUUUCUUUAUUUUCUUAGCAUCUUUUGCGAUUUCCUCGGCCCGAACACCUUUUUACGACAUGGGAGGAAUAGGUACAAGAACGCGGUGAUUAAUUUUUCUUCCACUUUAGCUAUCUGUCUUCGUCCAUUUUAUCGAUCAUGGCGUGAUGGGGUUAUCAUAUUUGUUUUUUGCUCCUCUUGCUUGCCUUGUCUUUCUGCAAGCCGGUGGGGCAAUCUAUCUAUGUUUUGGUGGGUAUCGAAUGGAACAGGAUUGGUUUGCACUGGUAGGAAUUUGGUUUGGUUGGUUGCUGGUCGCUUACUUGCUUGCAAUGGAUUUGGGGAGUACAUAGGGGUGGGUGGUGUAUGAUCGGAUAGGUAGGGUUUAGGUGAUUGAGCUAGGUUACUACUAGGCAGAUAAAAACAAGAACCACAAGAUUGAGAUUGAGAAUAAGACCAGGAAUAAAGUCUGAUAUCGGGGACAGGAUCAAAUGAGAUAUAGCGAAUCAACGAAUUGAGAAUUAGCGAUGUUACUUUGUAUUUCGAAAUAAAAAGCGUAAAAAAUUGUGUCUUUCUACUGCUUCGCA
Molecule: messenger RNA, 3074 nt
Organism: Botrytis cinerea B05.10
Lineage: Eukaryota; Fungi; Ascomycota; Leotiomycetes; Helotiales; Sclerotiniaceae
Exons: 2
Coding region: 691-2241 (516 amino acids)
Biological process (GO): positive regulation of proteasomal ubiquitin-dependent protein catabolic process; protein polyubiquitination; ubiquitin-dependent protein catabolic process
Cellular component (GO): cytoplasm; ubiquitin ligase complex
Molecular function (GO): zinc ion binding; ubiquitin conjugating enzyme binding; ubiquitin protein ligase activity
Source: RefSeq, a predicted model, not a curated record